AACUGUGACCCACAGACAGCGACUGAAGUCCAACUUGGAUAUAAUUCAGAAGAGUCCUCUAUGUUGUGUUAUUUUUUAUUCGUGGGUCAUGCCUGUUCGUGUGCUGUCGAGUUCAACAGCUGGCGUAUCCACUUUUAGAAACACGCUGCUGGGACUCGGGCGCUCUUCUAAUGGUCUGUGAAGAAAGUCGCGUGAUCGCUUGAAAGGAUUCAGAAACAUAUUUGUUGAUGAUGACAGUUAGGCUACGUCAGCUCGUGCGUGUGUAACUUUCGGAAAUUAAAAACAAAUGAAGGGAGUGCAUUACACCGUCUUUUUGGAGAUCUGGUACUAGACCUACCGCCGGGAUGAACAGUAAUUAAUACGGUCGUGUUUGACAGACACCUUGGAUAAAUUUUAGGCUAUAUAUAGGUGAGGCCUCGUCCUUAUCCUGCACACUUUGAUCACAAUGGCUGUGUUCAAGCAGCAGCAGGUCGAGACUUUCUAUGAGAUUGGAGAGGAAGUUGGGAGUGGGCAGUUUGCAAUUGUUAAGCAGUGUCGUGAAAAGAGUUCGGGCCGGGAUUUUGCUGCCAAGUUCAUAAAGAAGCGUCAGAGUAUUGCUAGCCGGCGAGGUGUGCUCCGAGAAGAGAUUGAGCGAGAGGUCAACAUCCUACAGCAGAUACACCAUCCCAAUAUUGUCAUGUUACAUGAUGUGUUUGAGAACAAGACAGAUGUGGUGUUGAUUUUGGAGCUGGUGUCUGGAGGAGAGCUUUUCGACUUUCUGGCAGAGAAAGAGUCUUUAAGUGAGGAGGAAGCCACACAGUUUAUUAAACAGAUUCUAGAGGGCGUGCACUAUUUGCACACAAGGAAUAUUGCUCAUUUUGACCUGAAGCCUGAAAACAUCAUGCUUCUGGAUAAGAACGCCCCACUGCCCCGAAUCAAACUCAUUGAUUUUGGCUUGGCCCACAAGAUUGCCGAAGGGGUUGAAUUUAAAAACAUCUUUGGAACACCAGAGUUUGUUGCUCCAGAGAUUGUGAAUUAUGAACCACUGGGACUGGAAGCAGAUAUGUGGAGUGUUGGUGUUAUAACAUAUAUUCUGUUGAGUGGGGCAUCUCCUUUCUUAGGAGAAACCAAGCAAGACACUCUGGGAAACAUCUCAGCCAUGAACUAUGAGUUUGACGAUGAAUUCUUUGGCCACACCAGUGAGCUUGCCAAGAAUUUUAUACGACAACUGCUGGAAAAGGACACCAAAAAGAGACUCACAAUUCAAGAUGCCUUGAAUCACCCCUGGAUUAAGUCUAACGAGCAUAAAGAAGAACGCAGUAAAGCACCAGAUAGGAAGAGAGAACGUAGGCAGCUGAAGACAAAGCGUCUCAAAGAGUAUACCAUCAAGUCCCACUCCAGCAUGCCUCCUAACAACACCUACAUCAACUUUGAACGCUUCGCACAGGUGGAGGAGGACGUGUCGGCCAUGGAGGGCUCUUUCUGUCAGCUGGCGUCGGCUCACGACUCCAUGCAGGAAGACAUUGACACAUUAGUGUCCAUCUACAAUGAGAAAGAGAUGUGGUACAAAGAAGAAAGCGAAAACAUCAGACACGAGUUGUCCCAGCUCCGUUAUGAGUUUCGUAAAGUUGAAGCCCAGAGGCGGGGUGUUCACGAAGACAUGAGGAGUGUGGAUGCCAGCGUUAGCCGAGUGAGCGAGCGAUAUAAGGAGAGGCAGACUCGUUAUGAGGCCUUGCAAAAGGAGUUGUGUGCCGAGCUGCAAUGGGUACAGGAAGUGGUGGGUUCAUUCCAGGUCACCUUCCCAAACUGUAGCUUUAGCACUGUGUUUAAUACUGAUGUCAAUGAAGCACUGCAAGAGUUGCUUAAUAGAUCCUGUGGAGGAGACCUGCUGACAGCCAGCAAUCUGGACCAGCAGAGAUGACACAUUAAUAACCCACCACUAACUGAUCACACAUCAUUAUAUUAACACGGGCGAGUUAACUGUGUUGAAGAUAAUGUGUUGGGGAAUAUAUACCUAAAUAAAAGCAGUUAAAUAAACAGGUUAAAUAAAA
Carassius carassius (crucian carp) is the source of this 2030-nucleotide messenger RNA. RefSeq names its product death-associated protein kinase 3-like. Gene Ontology annotation, molecular function: protein serine/threonine kinase activity; ATP binding. Gene Ontology annotation, biological process: protein phosphorylation; positive regulation of apoptotic process; intracellular signal transduction. The record is from RefSeq and is a predicted model, not a curated record. The transcript is spliced from 12 exons. NCBI's taxonomy places the organism in Eukaryota, Metazoa, Chordata, Actinopteri, Cypriniformes, Cyprinidae. Bases 446 to 1900 code for a protein of 484 amino acids. Gene Ontology annotation, cellular component: cytoplasm; nucleus.